CCCUCAGAUUCUGAUACAAGUGAGUAUUCAGACUCACCAGCAAAGAGGAGAAGAGGUGAGGGAACCAGUGGUGGCGGGGCUGCAAGUGGUGGUAUCUCACAAGAAGUUGGCUCUGCAAUCUCCAAAAGUGCUUCCAUCAUAGCAGAAGCUAUUCAGGCAAGUGAGGAGAGAGAAGAGAGAAGGCACAAAGAGCUCUUGAGUUUGCAUGAGAGAAGACUACAGAUUGAGGAAUCCAAGGCUGAGAUCAAUAGACAAGGCAUCAGUGGCCUGGUUGAUUCCAUUAACAAGCUUGCUAAUUCCAUUCUUGCUUUGGCAGCCAACAAAAACCAAAAUAGUCCUAAGUGAUAUUAUUCAAUUAAGAAGGGAUUAUUGAUAUGCUAAAUAUAU
Ilex paraguariensis (yerba mate) is the source of this 387-nucleotide messenger RNA. NCBI's taxonomy places the organism in Eukaryota, Viridiplantae, Streptophyta, Magnoliopsida, Aquifoliales, Aquifoliaceae. The record is from the annotation of a GenBank genome assembly.